Molecule: messenger RNA, 1676 nt
Organism: Erigeron canadensis
Lineage: Eukaryota; Viridiplantae; Streptophyta; Magnoliopsida; Asterales; Asteraceae
Product: putative pentatricopeptide repeat-containing protein At3g15200
Exons: 1
Coding region: 50-1549 (499 amino acids)
Molecular function (GO): protein binding
Source: RefSeq, a predicted model, not a curated record
AUAAAUUUCUUAUUUCAAGCAUAGACACAAUUUAUUCAUUCCAGAAAAAAUGCAACCCAGAAUUCUUCAUUUUCUGAAAUCCAAUAAAAUUAAAAUCUUGUCAAAACCAAAACUCCUAAUUAUCCAACAAUCACUUUCAAGAUUUCAAAUCUUUCACAAUCAAACCCGCCAAACUUGCAGUGAACCCAUUAACGAAUAUGACUCCUCGAUCAUAAACACAAAAUCCCUUCAAGUCCAAACCCUGCUAAACCAAACCAACAACCCUAAAAACGAUAUCGAAAAAGCACUGACUGAAUUAAAACUGUCACUAAAUGAAGAGCUAGUACUUAAUGUAUUACGUAGAAAUCGUUCUGACUGGAAACUAGCAUAUAAUUUCUUCAAAUGGGUGUCUAAUGCAAGUGGGUAUUCACCCAGAACGGGUUCUUAUAACGAAAUGCUCGACAUUUUAGGCCGAAUGAAGCGUUUUCAAGAAGUGACCCAACUGCUCGACGAAAUGUCUAAGAGAAGUGAAAGUUUGAUAAAUGAGAGAACUUAUGGCAUAGUGGUGAAUAGAUAUGCUGCAGCUCAUAUGAUAGAGGAAGCUACUGAGUUUUUUUAUAAAAGGAGAGAGUUUGGGCUCGAGCUUGACUUGAUAGCGUUUCAGACGCUUUUGUUGUCGUUGUGUCGGUAUAAGCAUGUUGAGGCUGCAGAGUUUUUGUAUCACUCGAAAAAGAAUGAGUUUAGGCAUAAUAUAAAGACUAUGAACAUUAUACUAAAUGGAUGGUGUGUUUUAGGUAGUUUGCGUGAAGCGAAGAGGUUUUGGAAAGACAUUGUUACAUCUAAACAUAAACCGGAUAGGUUCACGUACGGGAUUUUUAUUAAUUCUUUGUCUAAAGCGGGUAAGAUUAGUACCGCGGUUAAGUUGUUUGAAGAAAUGUGGGAAAAAGGGUGUACCCCGGAUGUGGCUAUUUGUAAUUGUAUAAUCGACGGGUUGUGUUUCAAGAAAAGGAUCCCUGAAGCUCUUGAAGUAUUUAGGGAAAUGAAUGAACGAGAUUGUUGUCCGGAUGUUGCUACUUACAAUUCUUUGAUCAAGCAUUUAUGCAAGAUUCAAAGAAUGGAAAAGGUGGGUGACCUUUUGGAUGAGAUGGCGCGGAAGGGUGGAGCUUGUUUGCCGAAUGCUAGGACUUAUGGGUACUUGUUGAAUUGUGCAAAGAAGCCGGAGGAGGUUGUGAAGAUCUUGGAGAUUAUGGAAAGAAAUGGUUGUAAGAUGAUGGCCGAUACUUAUAACUUGAUGUUGAGGCUUUUUAUGGGGUGGGACGAUAAAGAGAGAGUGAAAUCGACGUGGGUUGAGAUGGAGAAGAAUGGGUUAGGGCCCGACCAAAGGUCGUAUACUAUUAUGGUGCACGGGCUUUAUGAUAAGGGACAGUUAGAGGAAGCUUUGAUGUAUUACAAGGAGAUGAUAUCAAAGGGAAUGGUUUCGGAGCCAAGGACCAAGAUAUUAGUUGAUGCCAUUAACAUCAAGAUGGAAAACAAAGAUUAUAAGGUGACCAAAACAUCUAGUUUCAAGUAAUGCUUAUUCUCGGUUUUUUAGCUCUCAUUUUGUAUAGAUACUAGUUAUUGGUUUUAGUAUCUAUCUAUCGAUUCUGUUCAAUGUUCUUACACUGCUAUAUAGAGGAUUCCAUGAGAAUUUGCAACCA